AUGGAGUACUUUCGUUCCCGACGAGACAUAAUCUGUGCUAAUGUCAAAUCGCUGCUAUCCCUCGGCUUUCAAGAUCAUGAUUUUGGUUGUGCGGCAACUGGCUGUAUAGUACGCGACUUGGGCCGCGAUGUUUGGAGCUUGAAGGAACUUACUGACUCUUUUCAGCGAACACCCAAACUGAGUCGGAACAAAAGUUACCACCGCUUUACCAUCCAUGAUCUGGGCUGCACGGACUAUAAGACUUUAGUACUGAAGAGACCAACCAACACCGCUAUUUUAGACUAUUGCUCCGACUAUGGAGCUCUAAGCGAAAAGGGACUGCUACCCAGCGCUAAACAUCAUGCCUUUAUCGCCCUUUUGAACUCGUACCGCUCGCACUUUGAUUCGCUUGUGACCUUCCUCAAGGAGUUGCCGAACAGCGAGUUAAUUUGGCUGUUUUGCCAAGAGGGGGAUCUCCAGCGCACACGUGUGUGCAACGCAAAUUAUACCGCGCACUGGAAUUUCGACAAAGUGCCGGUGAGCGAUAUUCAGUAUUCGCCCACCGAUAGCAACAGCACGACCAGCAGUUUGGUCACCGGGACCCCAACUUUUACAGGAAAACUACUUGUUCUCUACGUCAACACCUUCAUUGAGGCGUUCUGUGCCUGUAUUGACGCGUUCAAUCAUGACCCAGAAAGGGGACUGAAAGCGCUGGAGGUUCUUGGUGUUCUUCAACAGCAGGAGCCCCAGACAAGUCGACCCCAAGUGGGUCGAUCUCAAAUAGGUCGGCCUGCGGUUGCCAGGCCAACAAAGCAAAAGGGACAGCGGGAAUUGGCAUCGGCCCCGCCAACGGGGCAGUUGCCGCAGACGGGACAGUUGCCGGAAGAAGAUGGCAGGAGAAACAAUGAAACGCGAAAUAGGCGUAAGACUCUCAAUGUUGACAAGUACCUCACCGUGAAGCUCAAGUUCAACUCUCCGUCUCGUCCUCGGCUGAUGGACGACGUGGAUACCUUGUUAGUGCCAAUUGCUUCGUACGAGAUGCAGGUGGCCUACUUUAUGAUCUCGACUCCGUGUUUGUACCCUAAUUCGGUUCAUUCCUGCUGUUCAAAAAACCCUACCAUUCUGCGACACUUCGCCAACCUCUUCGACUUCGUGGACCUGGACCUCGCCACCGCGCUCCGGUUUUUUACCAGCCACUACUUGCUGACUGGCGAGUCGCAGGACGUGUACGCAGCCAUCGAAGCCUUCGGCCGCAGUUACGCGGGCACAAUCAUCCGCGAGGCCUAUGCCCGAUCCAAUCACGCCCACGGCUUGUUCGGAAGUCUUGAAGAAAAAGUGGAUCUGUCGGCGCUGCUGGAGAACCAUUCUCUGCUCGCCCAGGAGAAGCACGGAUCCAUAAGCCUUUUCCAGUGGGCCAGAAAGAGGCGAUCGAGCCGACAAAUGGAAAGGAAGAGUCCACGAAUGCUCAUGUCGCGACUGCGAAAACAACAGGAGCUGAUAGGUGGCCAGGAGCUGGAGGCGCUGGAGGACACGGUGAUUGCGGUGUCGUACGCUUUGUUGAUGGUGCACACGUCGCGUAAGUUGAAGUUGAUGGACGUUGCGGAGUUUCGGAGCAUGACGCACAAAGCCGCCGCCAUUCCACUGAGCGACCAGUUCCUGGACAAUAUUUACCAGAACGUGCUGCACUAUCCGCUCCAGUACCUACUGAAUCCCUUGCUUCAGUAUGGUCCGCGGUAUGUGGAUGCCUUGCGGCAUGUGCCGAACGAGAACGACUCCCGGGGUGGCGGAGUCAUGUGUUACCGUUUGCGUGACGCUCACCGGUACCAUCGGCGAGCGUUGACGGUUUCGGGGGGUGUGUUGCACAUUUGUAACGCGAAAGGGUCGGGGCACAAGGUUGACGACUCCUCGAAGCAUUCCCUCUCGGUCUCCAACCUGGUGGGCGUGGCGUUGCUGACGGAGGAGCGCAUGGCUCGACUUGCGCCGGGGACCGUAGGCAAGUUAGCCGCCGCCCCACGGCACAUGGUCCUGCAACUCAUCAAGGCGGAUCUCAAGGAAGAAACCUUCAUCGUUGAAGAUUACAGCACACAGACAAGCGCCAUCAUCAAGCUCUUGGCCGCGCUCCAGAAACUUGUACAGAUGAAUAAAACCACACUUAGCAAGAUCAACGUCCAAAACCAAAUCAAAACUAUCUGCCUCCUCCAUCUACACAGACGGGACAUUGAUGGCACCAAGGACGACUACCUGAAGAUGUUGAACGCGUUGCGCUACAACGCAGACAUGCCCCUGGCCACAGAGAUCUUCACCAAGAUCCAGGCAAAGGGACGGCUGACGGUGCUACCCACUCCCUGGCACUACAUGUAUUGGGUGGGUUGCAUGAAGAAUCGGUGCGAGGGAGACGCGGGCUAUGCGACAAGUCAGGCGACGACGGACAACUUGCUGCAGCACUUGAUGAGUUGGCGGCAACAGGCGUUGACGGAUGACCGGCGUUUGGCGUUGUUGAGUACGGCUGACUGGGACGUGCAGACGCGGACGAGUAUGGGGUUGUUGAUGCUAAUGCCGGCGGGGGCUUUGGCGGUCUCGAAAGCGGGUCGGCACCACCUGCGGGAGCGUGAGUUGGCCGUAGUACAUCUAACCCACGGCUCGGUCAUGGUGCAAGGCGCGACGGCAGUGUUUCCAACUACGGACUUGAGUAGUUUGGUGAAAAUCACGGACCAGGGCAUGCUGGUCUGUAUAAGUCCCUACAACGACAUCGUGGCCGACUCUGGGGUUAUUUCUCGGCGACCAGUUUCGCAGACGCCUACCAACAACAAGCUUAGCGAUAAACUCAGCUUCCUUACCGAGCUGGCCCACGGGGUCUCGGAAAAGGUUUGCAGCAAUAACGAAAAUGGCCAGUACCCCAGACAGUUCGCCGACGAAAGCAUUCCGAGCUGUGGACCCGCGCCUCUGUGCGUUGUAAUUGCCGCCCAAUUGCUUCUCUACUUCCACGAUCAGAAGAUCCUCACCGACCCCGGACUUCCAGACAUCUAUCUUGCCACCUGGCUCAUAGCCACUCUGGAUUACAAAAACCCCGUAGACCUCCGCUUGAUCAUUUCCUUCUUCGUGUACCGCACCCGUCUGUUGCGCAACUACCCCCUCAACUCGUGCAACCUGCAAACCAUCAUGAAGGCUACCUUCCCCGUCACCGUCGACACAUGGACUCUGCUCAACGUCGACUACGAAACCACCUUCGAUCGCUGGAAAAACGCACUUUUUGUGUGCGCCAUACCUUUGACCGGUUUGUGCCAAACGUGGAACGACCUGCUAGAAGGCAAAGUCACGUACAUCGACCUUAUCAGAAAGCUCGUCAAAGCCCUCACACUCAACGACAGCGUGUGCUCCGCUAGAGGAUACUCCGACCUAAGACGGAACGUUGAGGCCAUAUUCUGGAACGCCGCUUCGGCUGGACAUUCUGCGACCUCUUAG
Messenger RNA from Gregarina niphandrodes, 3441 nucleotides. RefSeq names its product Sec7 domain protein. Lineage: Eukaryota; Apicomplexa; Conoidasida; Eugregarinorida; Gregarinidae. Gene Ontology annotation, biological process: regulation of ARF protein signal transduction. The record is from RefSeq and is a predicted model, not a curated record. Gene Ontology annotation, molecular function: guanyl-nucleotide exchange factor activity. The coding region runs from base 1 to 3441 and encodes 1146 amino acids. The transcript is spliced from 5 exons.